CUCCCCUCUUUUUUUUUUUUUUUUCUCCUCCCUCUAUAUUAUUAAAAUAAUAGAUUAAUAUAUUCCGUAAUGAAACUAUAUUGUCUUCUUUUUCUUUUAUCACUAUGUUUUCAAUUAUAUGCUUGUGAUUCUAAACAAGAUCAAGUAGAAGGUUUUUUUAGUCAAAGUGGACAUACAAACAAUUGGGCUGUUUUGGUAUGUACUUCUCGAUUUUGGUUUAACUAUCGACAUAUUGCCAAUACAUUAUCCAUGUAUCGUACUGUCAAAAGACUUGGGAUUCCAGAUUCUAAUAUCAUUUUGAUGCUUGCCGAUGAUGUGUCAUGUAACCCUCGAAAUACCUAUCCUGCUACUGUAUAUAAUAAUGCUGCUCGGUUUUUGGAUCUAUAUGGGGAAAAUGUAGAAGUGGAUUAUCGUGGUUAUGAAGUUACUGUAGAGAACUUUAUCAGAAUGUUAACAGGACGUGUAUCACCAGAUACACCUAGAUCCAAACGACUUUUAUCCGAUGAUAGAUCUAAUAUCUUUGUAUAUAUGACUGGUCAUGGUGGUGAUGAAUUUUUGAAAUUCCAAGAUGCAGAGGAAAUUAGUGCAUAUGAUUUAGCCGAUGCUUUUAAACAAAUGUCUGAAAAGAAUAGAUACAAUGAAAUCUUUUUUAUGAUUGAUACAUGUCAAGCAAAUACCAUGUAUAAAAGGAUUGAUUCGCCAAAUAUCUUGGCCACUGGAAGCAGCAAACUUGGUGAAAGUUCCUAUUCUCAUCAUAUUGAUUAUGAUAUUGGUGUAGCGGUGAUUGAUAGCUUUACUUAUUAUAACUUGGAAUUUUUAGAAAAAGUCGAUAUGACAAGUGAUGCGACAUUGCAAGAUUUGUUUCAAACUUAUGAUCCUGUCAAGAUUGCCUCUGAACCUGGGAUUAGAUCUGAUUUAUUCCAUCGUCCCUUGGAUAAGGUUAAAGUGACGGACUUUUUUGGUAAUGUACAAAAUGUAGAAUUGACUCGACAAAGGUAUCCUCUUAUUGAAGAAGAUGACAACAUUUCAUUGACAUAUAACGACUCGACCACCUUUGAUACGCCUGCAAAUCCUAUUCAAUUGGAACCAACGAUUCGUCAUUCGUUCAAAGUUCAACAACGACCACAAUCUCUCUCUUGGUACAUUUCCAAUCCUGCGUCUCUGUUUGGUGGUUUAGUGACAAUAAUAUUAGGCUAUUUUAUAUCCAAAUCAUUGACUAUUUAGUUUUUUUUUUCUUUCCCACUAUUCACUUUCUUAUCUUUUUUUUUCUAUUUGUAUAUACCUCUGAAAGUGAUACACGCCAUUUUUUUUUUUUUUUUGUACUGCUUUUUUUUAAUGAAUGUACUUCAAUUCAAUAAACAUGCUCUUUUUUUGUACACA
Halteromyces radiatus is the source of this 1380-nucleotide messenger RNA. Its product is annotated as peptidase C13 family-domain-containing protein. The transcript is spliced from 6 exons. Lineage: Eukaryota; Fungi; Mucoromycota; Mucoromycetes; Mucorales; Cunninghamellaceae. The coding region runs from base 70 to 1224 and encodes 384 amino acids. Gene Ontology annotation, biological process: protein localization to cell surface; proteolysis; attachment of GPI anchor to protein. Gene Ontology annotation, molecular function: GPI-anchor transamidase activity. Gene Ontology annotation, cellular component: GPI-anchor transamidase complex. The record is from RefSeq and is a predicted model, not a curated record.